Messenger RNA from Cladophialophora psammophila CBS 110553, 2793 nucleotides. RefSeq lists its product as uncharacterized. Gene Ontology annotation, molecular function: zinc ion binding; DNA binding. Gene Ontology annotation, biological process: DNA-templated transcription. The record is from RefSeq and is a predicted model, not a curated record. The transcript has a single exon. Bases 1 to 2793 code for a protein of 930 amino acids. Lineage: Eukaryota; Fungi; Ascomycota; Eurotiomycetes; Chaetothyriales; Herpotrichiellaceae.
AUGUCCUUGUCGACCGACUCUGCGAAGACGAGAGAGGACGAGGCCCCAAAACAACAGCACCUCGGAAAUUUCAAUGAGCUGGCCUUCGCUGCUGAUGGCCGGGAUCAGCUCUCCUCAGGUGCCCACCCGGAUGCUGGCGCAUUGUCCACCUCAGCAGCUUUCCCAGACUCCGCUCACCAUGCAAAAGCCACUGUAUCGUCGGAGUACGAGUUGGGAGACCACCCGUUAAGUCAAGACAGACAACCAAGGUCGAGUCUUGGUGCGUUAGAUGCCAGUACAAAUCAGAUGCUGCAGCACGACCAUUUUAGGAAUGACUACUUGGCCUCUCAGUUCAGUACUGGAUUUGUUGAGCCCUCUGCGGCCUUCGAGUAUAACUCGUUUGAUGAACCUUUGAAUUGGAUUCCUCCCAGCAUUUACCCAUCCCCAUACGAUGCAGAGCUCGAACAGGACUUCUCUUUCAUUCUCCCCACACUAUCCACUAACCUGGACGCUGACUACGGUGUGGACUUCUCAAUCAACCCACCUGCACAUACCUAUCAGGUCGGUAAGGAUGCGACGCACGAAGCGCUGGAGACUCAAGGGUUUCCUGCUCCAUUCGUGGCCAUUGAACAAAGCCCUGCGUCUUCAACAAGUGAUGGCGUACACAUGCCCAAGUCAGUUCAUGGAAGCUCCACAAGUUCUGACGUGAAGCGUAAGAAAAGGAAAACGUCUCUCCUACCCGAGAUUUUUAUCCAACCAAGAAGCCAGAGGACCGGUUAUGCGUUUCCAGAUGCAGAGGACUCUUGGAGCUCGAGAUCAGCGAACAGCAUGACUGAAUACUGUUCUAAUGCCACUUAUGAAACGAUCUUGAGUGGUUUUCGAAAUUUCUGUGUGGAGACGACGUCGCCAACACCAUUUCAGACCUCUGCUUUUCCGCCUUUGAAUAUACUCAAUAUUUGCAUUGAUCUUUAUUUCGAGAACUUCAAUAAGAAUCUUCCUUUGCUACACCAAGCUUCGUUUGGACUUCAAUCUGAUUGGAUAGUUGUCCUUGCUGUUGCAGCAAUUGGCAGUUCCUUCGCCAAAUUCUCUGACCUUCUGGAUAUUCGGGAAGCCUUCCAAGAAUUCCUGCGCCGAGCUGUCGACCGCCGCGCAGAUGGAACACCAGACGCUACAUUGGAGCUCCCGCUGGCCCAAGCUCGCAUUUUGAACCUCAUCGGCUUGGUUCAAUCGGACCGCGAGCAGCUGCGAGCCUUGUCGCACCGCUAUCAUGCAGAUCUCUCGCGGUGGUGUCUGGAAUCCGGGGUGUUGCAGCUGUCUGUGAAAGGCGACCUGUCAGACGGUGAAUGGAAUGAGGGUUUCGAGGAUCGCUUGCAAUGUUGGCAAAAAUGGAUCAGGAUUGAGUCUUUGCGGCGUGUGGGCUACAUGACUUGGAUGCUUGAUUGUUGCCUUGGCUACAUGGCCAAUGCACGACCGCUUUGCAAUAUGGACGAUGCAAGAACUCCUCUACCCUGUUCCGAAUCCGCUUGGAACGCCUCCACUCCAGAGCUCUGGUUCGACAGAAUGCAGGAACUGGCGGAGACACCCUCCCUCUGUGGAGCCCUCGAGACGCUCUACAGCAAGAAGCAAGUCAGCUCGGAGUAUAGCGAAUUAUCACAGACCGUGUUGAUACACGCUCUUUAUCAAAGAACCUGGGAGGUCGGCACACACAUCAAACAGCCGCUAAGCGAAUGGGUCCCAACUGGCAAGGCUCGAGGCUUCUUAAACACACCGUCAAAGGACAACUUCUGGCUCCCGCUCUACCCUCUUUACGCCAACUGGCGCAACAGCGCCUGUGAUUGCCUUGACGUGCUUCAUUGGCAGGCGUCGAGUAUUGUUGCAAAGGCCUCAGGUCUCGAACACGGGGUCGUCCUACAUCUCCACCUCGCUCGUAUCGUCCUUCUAACGCCCUUUCAAGAGAUACAAGACUUGUUGUUCUCUCUGAUCGGUAAGGUCGGGAAUUCUCCCAAGGCGUCAUUCUACGUACAUGAUGGCAGCUAUCAACCACGCAACAGCGCUAAGCUGCCUCAGAUCCGCAAGAUAACAUGGCGUUGGCUACGAGAGGACCAGCACAAGGCUCGUCUUGCCAUGGUGCAUGCCGGGUCGGUAUUCUGGUAUGUCCGUCGAUAUUCCGCCAUGAGCUUCUUCGAGCCGAUUGCCGUUUAUCUGGCUAGCCUGGUGCUCUGGACAUAUGGCUCUUACAAGUCGAUUGCCUUGGAACGUGACGCUGCUGCUGCCAGCCAGAAACCCGAAGGCGGCCCGAGUGGACCGGACGCAGGCGCUCCCAUUCAGCCCUCUCGCAUGGAGAGGAAGGAACGUCCCAUCAAAUUCAUCAGCAAGGCCAACGGACGGCCGGUGAAUGCAGUUGGCCCAUCGGUCCCGCAGCAUUCUGCAUCUCCGGAAUCUCCGACUGAUCAACAUUCCUCUGAAAAGAAAUCUGCAUCUGCCGCGCUAGAAGGUACGACGGCUCGCUCGAGGUCGUUCCCUCCGGCAGCACUCAGCUCCGACUCGGAAACAGAGGAUACUUCCUCCUCGGACGAGCAACCCGAGUUCAUUCACUUGGACCGUCCCUGCGACGACGAGAUGGUGCAACACUUUGUGCGCAACGGCCACACCAUGUCCGGCCACAUGACGAAUGUGGGGGACAUCUGCAAGGCCCCACAGAAAGUCCUGCUUGAGGGGGCAAAAUUGCUAAGAACGAGACUCGCGUGUUGGGGCGUUAGUCGAGAGUAUUACGACAUCUUGAUGAAAUUGGCAGAAUUGAGAAAGGCUAGUUGA